AUGCUGGAUCCCGGGAAGCCGGCCUUCACCCCCAAGAAGGGCAAGCCCAGCGUCGUCAUGUUCGUCGGAUUGCAGGAGGAGGAGAAGACCAUGCAAGUCCUUGGGGUUGGGUGCGGCAACUCGCGGCUCGAAGACAAUCUUUUGUGGUGGGGCGUCGCCGCCGCUGGCGGCACCUGCAUAGACCGUCUCACUGGGAACGAAGAGAUGCUCCGCUGA
Molecule: messenger RNA, 216 nt
Organism: Triticum turgidum subsp. durum (durum wheat)
Lineage: Eukaryota; Viridiplantae; Streptophyta; Magnoliopsida; Poales; Poaceae
Source: the annotation of a GenBank genome assembly